UGCCGUCGGGUGUCCCGUCCGGCGGCGUCGGGUGGGCUGCGCUGCUUCCCGGUAUCCCGGCAUCCCGGCAUCCCGGCAUCCCGGUAUCCCGGCCCGACCAUGUCGUACGAUUCCUUGGACCUGUACCGGACCCCCGGGCCUCCGACCCCCUCGGCCCCUCCGCUCCGGGACUUUAACAGCAGCAUCCAGAUCUGCAGCGCCAACGUCCAGCGGAUCAGCCAUGCCACUGCGCAGAUAAAGAACCUGAUGAGCCAAUUAGGAACCAAGCAGGACUCGAGCAAACUGCAAGAGAAUUUGCAGCAGCUUCAGCAUUCCGCGAACCAGUUGGCCAAGGAAACCAAUGAGUAUCUGAAGGAACUGGGAUCACUGCCGCUCCCGCUGUCCACUUCGGAACAGCGCCAGCAGAAGCUGCAGAAGGAGCGUUUGAUGAACGACUUCUCGGCCGCCCUGAACAACUUCCAGGCUCUUCAGAGGAAGGUGUCGGACAAGGAGAAGGAGACUGUGGCCCGAGCCAGGGCUGGCUCCCGCCUCUCGGCGGAGGAGAGGCACAGAGAGGAGCAACUGGUCUCAUUCGACAGCAAUGAGGACUGGAAUCAGAUGCAGUCCCAGGGCGAGGACUUGGCCAUCACGGAACAGGACCUGGAGCUGAUUAAAGAGAGGGAAACGGCCAUCAAGCAGCUGGAGGCGGACAUCUUGGAUGUCAAUCAGAUCUUUAAAGACUUGGCCAUGAUGAUUCACGACCAGGGAGACGUGAUCGAUAGCAUAGAAGCGAGUGUGGAGAGCUCCGAGGUGCACGUGGAAAGAGCCAGCGACCAGCUUCAGCGGGCUGCCCACUACCAGAAAAAGUCCCGUAAGAAGAUCUGUAUCCUGGUGUUCAUCCUGGUGGUGGCCUCAGUCAUCCUGGGACUGAUUAUCUGGCUGUCGUCCAAUUGAAACUGUUCCUCGAGGGUCAGCGGUUUUCCCCAGCUGCGGAGCAGUCUUCCCUGGGUCCCGGCCCGGGGAGGCUCCGGGCAGGUCAGACCCAACGAGGGCAGCGCCCGGGACCCGCCGUCGCCAUUGAGUUAGUAACCAGCCUGCCGGCCACUGGCCCUCGCCACGUGUGAACCACAAGGACCGUAGCCGCCUGUCUCUGUACCAGUUUUAUUGGUUUCCUGAAUUAAGAAUGAACUUCCUUGGGUUUUGCUUCCCCUUGUAUUCUGAUUACUCCCUGUCCCCCCGGCCUGUGGGCGGAAGGGUGAGUCCACUUGAACUCCUCUCCUGCCAUUCGUGUUUUGACCAGUGACACACUCCCCUCUUGUACUACUGUUGUUUUACGGGUAUCCCAGAUCCUUCCCUUUGCCCAGAGAUUGGGAGAGAACUUAUUUCCAGGGUCUAGCGGAGCCUGUGAAGCCGGCCAUCUCUGCCCCCAUCAUUUUGGGUGGGGUCUCUCCCGCGGUCCCAUAAGGUCUUGGAUGGGAAGCUUUAGCCCGGAGAGCGCCACGAUGCCUGAGGGCUGGAGCGGGCUUGGGGCCGGGAUGUUGGAAUUUGGCUCUCUGAUGGGCACGCGGUUACAAGAUCGAGGUCAUAGCCUGUCUCCACCUCUCCCUCGACUGGUCGACCCCUAACAUCCCUUAACCCAUCCACCUCCCCGCCCCGAGGAUUUAAUUCAGACAACAGCACCCUCGGUUUUCCCACAAGGAUAAAGUGACUGGCAGAACGGGGAUGGAGCCCGCUGCUCCUCUCCCCAGCCCAUGGAAAUAGGGAAGAUGAUGAAUCCCAUUGGCGCCAGGUUGAGCGGCAGCGCUGUGGCCGAAGCCCGGAGUCGCCUUGAGGCUUUCCUGGAGAGAGGUGGGUUUGCUGGCAAACUCUCUGGAAGUGUGCGCUGGGAAGCUGGAGGCAGAACGGAGAGCAAAUCCAGCCUGUACAUAGUGCUGGGCUGAGCAGCCACUCAUACUAGCACUUAGCCUGAUUUCUGAGCAGGAGGGCAGAGGAGUCCGGGUACACUGGGGGGAAAUGUUGGGUGUGGGCGAGGGGAAGGGGUGUCCUUGUGUAAUGUAACUACCGACGUCUGUGCCGUGUCUCCGGCCAGGGGCGGCUGGAGAGAACAAACCCCUUCACCGCCUCUGGUCACCUGAGCUGAGGCGACAAAGUCCCAUCCGCCCGCUGAUGAGCUACGGGGAUGUGGUUCACCCCAACUUAUUUAUAUUUUCCCUCACUAAUAGUAACUGCUUCCAGAACUAACUGUGAAUAUUAGGAAAACCCGUUUCCAGAACCGCCCAGAUUUCUUUGCACUAUGGCCCCCAUCAUUCCAUCCGGUGAAUAUCAAUAAACAUUUUUAAAAGCUUU
Molecule: messenger RNA, 2325 nt
Organism: Tachyglossus aculeatus (Australian echidna)
Lineage: Eukaryota; Metazoa; Chordata; Mammalia; Monotremata; Tachyglossidae
Gene: STX12
Product: syntaxin 12
Exons: 9
Coding region: 100-933 (277 amino acids)
Biological process (GO): vesicle-mediated transport; intracellular protein transport; vesicle fusion
Cellular component (GO): endomembrane system; SNARE complex; synaptic vesicle membrane
Molecular function (GO): SNARE binding; SNAP receptor activity
Source: RefSeq, a predicted model, not a curated record